UCCUCAAGCUCCAGGGAUGAGGCUCUGAGGGACAAACGUGCCCAGAUCCUGUCACGCGGGCUGCCGAAACAGAAGCCCAUAGAAGGAGUUAAGCAAGUGGUGGUCUUUGCUUCUGGAAAAGGGGGAGUUGGAAAAUCAACAACAGCAGUAAAUAUAGCCCUCGCCCUAGCAGCAAAUGAUUCGACAAAAGAAGUUGGUUUACUUGAUGCAGACAUAUAUGGACCUUCAAUUCCAAAAAUGAUGAACUUAAAAGGAAACCCAGAAUUAACAUCAAAAAAUCUACUGAGGCCCCUUAAGAACUAUGGAAUCGCAUGCAUGUCUAUGGGUUUCUUGGUAGAAGAGACUGCCCCGGUUGUGUGGAGAGGGCUCAUGGUAAUGUCAGCUGUUGAGAAAUUGUUGAGACAGGUUGACUGGGGUCAACUGGACUAUUUAGUAAUUGACAUGCCACCUGGGACUGGAGAUGUACAGCUGUCAGUCUCACAGAAUAUUCCGAUUGCAGGAGCUGUGAUCAUCUCCACUCCGCAAGACGUGGCUUUAUUGGAUGCACGCAAAGGAGCUGAAAUGUUUAGAAAAGUCCAUGUACCCGUAAGCCUCUACAUUAAAAAUACCA
Fulmarus glacialis (Northern fulmar) is the source of this 610-nucleotide messenger RNA. RefSeq names its product nucleotide binding protein-like (gene NUBPL). NCBI's taxonomy places the organism in Eukaryota, Metazoa, Chordata, Aves, Procellariiformes, Procellariidae. Gene Ontology annotation, biological process: mitochondrial respiratory chain complex I assembly; iron-sulfur cluster assembly. Gene Ontology annotation, cellular component: mitochondrion. The record is from RefSeq and is a predicted model, not a curated record. The annotation marks the transcript as partial. Gene Ontology annotation, molecular function: 4 iron, 4 sulfur cluster binding; ATP binding; ATP-dependent FeS chaperone activity. The transcript has 7 exons.